Molecule: messenger RNA, 396 nt
Organism: Falco peregrinus (peregrine falcon)
Lineage: Eukaryota; Metazoa; Chordata; Aves; Falconiformes; Falconidae
Product: protein PBMUCL2-like
Exons: 2
Coding region: 1-396 (131 amino acids)
Source: RefSeq, a predicted model, not a curated record
AUGAGAGCGACGGUCACGGAGGUGAGGGCCAGUGGCUGCGGCUACAGCCGACCCAGGCACCAGCAGCCACCCAGCUACAGCCGAUCCAGGUGCCGACAGCUGCCCGGCUACAGCCACCCAGUUACAGCCGAUCCAGAUGCCAACAGCCACCUGGGUACAGCCGAUCCAGGCACCUACAGCCACCCGGCUACAGCCGAUCCAGGCACUGACAGCCACCUGGGUACAGCCAAUCCAGCUACAGUCGAUCCCGGCACCGACAGCCACCCGGGUACAGCCAACCUGGAUGCCAACCGCUAUCCGGCUACAGCCAAUCCAGGCACCGACAACCACCUGGCUACAGCCGAUCCAGGCACCUACAGCCACCAGGCUACAGCCGAUCCAGAUGCUGACAGUUGA